This is a messenger RNA of Suricata suricatta (meerkat), 2581 nucleotides long. It is a transcript of the gene GARIN5B, whose product is annotated as family with sequence similarity 71 member E2. NCBI's taxonomy places the organism in Eukaryota, Metazoa, Chordata, Mammalia, Carnivora, Herpestidae. Gene Ontology annotation, cellular component: nucleus. The record is from RefSeq and is a predicted model, not a curated record.
GCUCCUCCCCCAGGCCUGGGCUGACACCCCCCACCUCAGGGCCAUGGCCAAGCCUGGGGAAAGCUCCACCCUCUGAGACCGCUGAGCUCUGACACCUGCCAAGCCUAAAGGCCUCCAUGAACUGGCUUCGGAACUUCAGGCACGUGGUGCCAUUCCAGGGACCCUCAAAACGAGCCCCCGCUCUCGGCGAGCUGCAGAAGACCCUCCAGAAGGGCGAGUACCUGCCCCUCCGCCCGCUGCCCAUGUUCGAGAGUAACUUUGUCCAGGUGACCAGCCGAGGGCACCCCGUGUACGUGCACCACAGGACCAACCCUGUGACCGUGGGGGUGGCUGCCUCCCAGCCUGGCCUGCUGUUGCCAGACAUCCUGCUGAUGGCUCAGCCCUCGGGGGGCAGGGGGUGCUCCGACCUCGUCCUCACCAGGAUGCUCCCUCUGGACCUGCUCCACCUCUACGUGCAUGACCUGCCCUCCUGGCGCCUGAAGUUGUGCCUGGCCACAGGCCAGUCCUACUACCUGGAGCUGGACGCCCCCGCCGAGGAGGCCGGCUUCCUGUUUGACCGCUGGGUGCGUCUCAUCAAUCUGCUCCAGGAGCCAGCAGCAGCCUGGGUCCCCAGGGCCCUGCACGCGCUCCCCAUGGACCUGGCCUCCGUGGUACCUCCUGCCUCCACCUGGCACCUCCAGGUGGGCAGUGUCCCUCACAGACUCUGGGAGCAGCUAGGGUUUGGGAUUUCAGAACCAAGACCAACAGCUGAAAUCCAGAACCCCAAGAAAUGUUCUGAGGGAGGAGGCAGCUGGGAGCAUCUCCUGGUCCUGACCAUUCUUCCCCUCUUCUCUGUCCACCUACAGGGUUGCUUUUCUGACUCAGAAACAGCCACAGUCCCGGGAGGUUUGACUGAGACCCCCACCCGCCGUGCCUCCGCGGACAAGCCUGAUGCCUUCUUGCUGGAAUCCUGUGAUCCCUUUGACUCGAACCCGUGGCAGCAGGACAUUGAAAACCUGGGGGACCCCGAUGCCAGCCCCUUGCCCUCGUCCUCCUUCUCCCCAGCCACCUGCCCUCCCCCCUUCUCCUGCCCAGCCGAUUACCCCUCCUUCCGCAGGCACGAGAGAAAGGCCCAGGCUCUGGGACCUGGGCAGAGGCAGGGGCCUCCACCCUCUCCGAAGACCGCAAACCCCCACGUUGCCUCUUGGAAGGUUCCAUUCCUCCUUGGCCAGUCCAGGAGGGUCUCAGCAGUGCGCGCUCCAUCCCAGAAGAUCUCAACUGCACAUGGCUCAUCCCAGCAGGCCCCCGUGGUGCCCACUGUUACCCAGAAGCCCCCAGCAGUCCACAGCCGGCCUCGGAAGGCCCCAGCUCUAUCUCCUGCUUCCCAGGAGGCCGCAGCCAGUCCCGGCCCAUCACGGAAGGGCCCACCUCUACUUGCUCUUCCUCCAAAGGCUGUAUCCCCCUCUGUCCCAAGAAGGAAAUCUUUGUUCCUACCUACCCCAUCCCAGAAGGCUCUGACCUCACGUGCUCAAUACCAGAUGGCACUGGACACUGCAAAUUUGGGCACAUUGCCCGUGGGAAGUCCUAGAGGGCAUGUGCUUGAGAGAAGCAAGCUCGAAGGGAUGCCAAGACCACUGAGGUUUGUGGGUACCCCGGAGAUGGACCUGAUAGAGGCAAGGAGCCCGAGAACAUCCCAGGAGCUGCCUUUUACCGCCACCACCAAGGAGUCAGAGGAGGUCGUGAUCACUAACGCCCUGGAUGUCACCCUGGAUGGCUUGAAGGGCAGGGGCAAGUUGAAGGACAAGGUCCACGUAAAGAAGGAGGAGACAUCCCUGGACACGCCUGGCUUAACAUCCCCGACAGUGGGGCAACAGCAGAAGUGGCCCCCGGAGGAGGGGAGGAGGCCAUUCUCCGUGGAGGAGCUCGCCGUUGCCAAGACGAUGAUCAUGGCCAACUCCAAGGAACCGCCCCUGAGACCAGCAACAGUCAGUCUGCCCUUCUGGGUCUUGACCCCCCAGACGUCUGACAUGUCCACAGUCAGCCACAGUCAGGUCCCCUUGCUGCAGAAGACGUCAGAGGUGGUUGGAGAGCAGUCCCUGUCUGGCACCGGGGUGAAGGAGAGAAUGCAUCCAUGGGGUGAUGAGACCACAUAUCGCUGGGUGGAAUCACAGACCCAUAUCCCAAAAGAGUCUGCCAAAGCGCCUGAGGCCAGCAGCCUGGUGACGGACUGUGUCUCCCCGAAUCCCAUCCCUCUGGCUGCAUCCAGGUGGGAGGAGGUACCCCCACCCACCUCACUGACCCCCAUCUCAAAGAUGGAGGCCAGUGUGUUCCAGCCAAAGAGACCAUCUCAUGGGCUCGAGGGGACGUUAGGCCCGCUGGAAGGGAUGCCGGACCAGGGCCCCUUGGCCAUGAAGGAGUUGUCCUCUGAUGUUAUCUUACCAACGCUCUUAGAAGAUGAGAGUGUGAAGCACAUGGCCCCUGAGGCAGAGAACAUGGAGAAACUGGGUGUCUUCAGCCAGGUAUUUGGGGUGACAGCUAACAUGUUCUGUCAACUCCAUUAGCUGCAAGAUAAAAAGAGGAUCAUCUCCUUUUUUCACUUUUC